AUGACGCAAGCUUAUACAAACGAUCAUUCUCCGUCAGUCCUUCAGACAUACACUUGGCGAGAUGCUCAUAAUUCGGCGGCGUAUCUUCUUCCAUACCUGCGGCCACAUAUGAGCAUCCUCGAUGUUGGCUGCGGUCCAGGCUCCAUCACAAUCGACCUUGCACGGAAAGUCCCAGAGGGGCAUGUGGUAGGCGUGGAACAUGUGCCCGACCCGCUCGAUGGAGCACGAUCGCUUGCAAGUUCCAAAGGAGUGACGAAUAUCAAGUUCCAAGUCGGUGAUAUACACAACCUACCGUUUUCUGAAAACACGUUUGAUGUUGUCCAUGCACACCAGGUUCUGCAACAUAUUGCCGAUCCGGUUCUGGCAUUCAAGGAGAUGCGUCGUGUUGUGAAGCAGGGAGGCAUCGUGGCAGUACAAGAGUCUGUCGUCUCCACAAUAUACCCUGAUUCAGCGGGCCUGGCAGCUUGGGGGGAUCUCCAGGUCCGUAUUCGACAGGCCAGGGGCAAUUAUAGAAAGGCGGGUCUUCAACUCCAUGUUUGGGCGAGGGAGGCUGGCUUUCCAGUAGGGAAUAUGAAGAAGAGUACCGGGUCCUGGUGCUUCAGCAACCCCCAUGACCGAGAGUACUGGGGCGGUGCAAUGGAAGAAAGAGCCCGCUCCUCUGGUCUUGCAAUGACCGCGGUUCGUGAAGGAUUUGCUAGCGAAACAGAAUUACAGCAGAUGGCAACAGCGUGGAGGACCUGGGUAGAGGACAAGGAUGGGUGGCUUGGAUUUUUACACGGCCAGAUUCUUUGCUGGAAGUGA
This is a messenger RNA of Cordyceps fumosorosea ARSEF 2679, 801 nucleotides long. Its product is annotated as methyltransferase-UbiE family protein. Gene Ontology annotation, molecular function: methyltransferase activity. The record is from RefSeq and is a predicted model, not a curated record. Bases 1 to 801 code for a protein of 266 amino acids. Lineage: Eukaryota; Fungi; Ascomycota; Sordariomycetes; Hypocreales; Cordycipitaceae. The transcript has a single exon.